Molecule: messenger RNA, 957 nt
Organism: Fragaria vesca subsp. vesca
Lineage: Eukaryota; Viridiplantae; Streptophyta; Magnoliopsida; Rosales; Rosaceae
Product: probable F-box protein At3g61730-like
Exons: 8
Coding region: 1-957 (318 amino acids)
Biological process (GO): reproductive system development
Cellular component (GO): nucleus
Molecular function (GO): protein binding
Source: RefSeq, a predicted model, not a curated record
AUGGCGAAGCGAAAGCAGCGAACCGGAGCCGUUCAGCCUCAGCCUCUCAAGACGCAGAAGCGUAUGCGCAGAGCCAAGCCGAUUUGCUCCUGCAGCUCUCCUCGCUUCACCUCUUCUGGCCCAGCCUUCACCUGUUACGAGCAGGACGUUUGGACGGAGAUCGCAAAGUUUCUGGACGGAAAAUCACUGGUGAUGAUUGCUGCGACAUGUCGUUGGUUCCACGAGCUGGUCAUGGAGGGCUGCAUCUGGAGGUACUUGUGCUUGCGUGAUCUUCAGGUCCCUGCUCCUCGCCACCCGGCGGCUUUUGAUUGGAAGAAGCUCUACAUUUCCUCUUUCAAUGGGAGUCACUCUUACAUGUUCCGCCAGCCAGAGAAGCAUAUUGACUGGAUGCGUAUUGGUGCCUUUUUCCUGGAGUCUUCUUCAGUACUCAUAACAGAAAGGCUGAGCACCCCACUGAAAUUGCCCAAGGAAGAAAGUGUUCAACAAAUGCUGGAGUCCUGCGGCAGUUGUGUGUUGAAUGAUGCCAAACCUGGGAUAUGGAUUGCAGAUCUCCAGCUUGUCCGGUGCCCCGUCUGCGAGCUCAAUACUUGUGAUGGAACAAUGCAGACAUUGGAUGCAAGGCAUAUCGAACUGUUCUUGAGUGAGGGAUACCAGGAUGGUAGCUGGGAAUAUGAACUUAUUGGAAUUCAGGAUGUCAAAAAGCAUGUUGAGGGUGCUUCUGGAGCUAUUUUUGAUGUCAAACACCUCAAUGACACUUCAACUUCAGCAGUCUUCAACCUCAACUCAUGGGUGGGCAAAGCGAAUGACUGGCAACCAAAGGCUGUGAUCACAAUGCAUGCAGUUGCUGUCAACACAAAUCUACAGAAAAAUGAAGGCCUGCAAGUCAAAUACCAUGUCAUGAGAGCUGGAGCUGGAGGAGAAGUCGUAUCUAUCAGAAUCUCGCAGCAGCUUCUGUAG